Messenger RNA from Scaptodrosophila lebanonensis, 1962 nucleotides. It is a transcript of the gene Mps1, whose product is annotated as dual specificity protein kinase Ttk. Gene Ontology annotation, cellular component: nucleus; kinetochore; spindle. Gene Ontology annotation, biological process: chromosome segregation; protein localization to kinetochore; meiotic spindle assembly checkpoint signaling. The record is from RefSeq and is a predicted model, not a curated record. The coding region runs from base 40 to 1902 and encodes 620 amino acids. Gene Ontology annotation, molecular function: protein serine/threonine/tyrosine kinase activity; protein serine/threonine kinase activity; ATP binding. The transcript has 5 exons. NCBI's taxonomy places the organism in Eukaryota, Metazoa, Arthropoda, Insecta, Diptera, Drosophilidae.
AUUAAGUGAUUAAUAUUAGGAAUUUUAAGCGCUUAACAAAUGGCUACGCCACUGCCGCGCCGCGUUAAGGAUAUGUCGGCGUUUUUUGAUUCGGAAGAUGAUUUAAAUACGCCCUGCAAGUCCAGUCAAAGGAACGCUGAUCAAACAAACAAAGAGAAUGUGGCGCAAAGCAUUAAUAAUGCAAAAAAUAGUUUGCUCAAUGCUCCGAAGGAAAGCGGAUACGGUUUCUUUCCUAUGCGCACGCGGGAGCUCCAAAUGCAGUCGGAUAGCGAUGAGGAGGACGAGGAGGAGGGCAAGAGCGAUCAUAAUUUAAAUUGCGCCAUUCUAAACGACUCCUUUAUACAAAGUCCCUUGCAUGAGAACACUGCCAGCACGUCAAGCCUAUCCAUUCCCGCGGCGGCCCUCAAGCGCACAGACUCCAAUUUAUCGUUUCUGGGACGAUUUGGCAAUAUGGGCAUCAAUUGUAGCGGCAGAGAAAAGUCCCCCAAUGCUGAGGUGGAGGAGCCUGCAAAAAAAGGCCCACCACCCACGACGUUGCAACGUAAGGCCAUUGAAACGGAGACGCCACUACGGCCAUUAAAUGUGGCCCCCAAGUCGCAGUUGAAGCACGAGGCGGAGUUUGUGACGCCACAGGUACGAUGUCGUUCAAUUAUGCGAGGAUCACGUCAACAGGACUUACAGAAAUCCUCGUCAGCAGCCAGUAGCUCGCUAGCCAACGAGUUUCGCUCCCAAAAGGUGCUCUUCCAAACACCUAUGGCAGUGAGUCGCGGUGCGGCCUUUCCCGGUGAUAGCAUCUCAUUCUCGCUGUGCGAUACCAUCAGCGAGAGUCCUGAUACGCCUGCCCAGCCCAAGCCAGCGGCUGUGCCCCGAACUGGCAAAUCCAAAGUCUCACUGGAGAGUGCGUUUCGCGAAGCAGAAAAGUUGGCCGAAGUGCUGCCGCCAGUAGCGUCGGCGCCGGCACCAGUACCGCCAGCUUCCACGCCAGCAACAUCCUCUUCAUCCACAAAUGUGCUGAAAAUUAAGAACCAUGAGUACGUUAUAGUUCGCAAAUUGGGUUGCGGGGGCUCCAGUUCCGUCUAUUUGGCGCGUCGCAAGGACACGGGCGAGGAGUUUGCGCUGAAAGUGGUGGAUUUGCAGGCAGAUCCUGCCGUUGUCGAGGGCUACCUGAACGAAACAAAAUUGCUGGCCAAACUGCAGGGCUGUGUCUGCGUUGUGGCGCUCUAUGACUACCUCCUGAACAGCCGCGAAUCGAAGCUGUAUGUCGUAAUGGAAAAAGGCGAUUCGGAUUUAAAUAAAAUACUGCAAAGCUAUACCACAAAUCUGCCGCUCUAUAAUCUGAUGAACAUACUCUACCAAAUGCUGCAGGCAGUCAACUAUAUUCAUCAAAAUGGUGUCAUCCAUUCAGAUCUCAAGCCGGCCAAUUUUCUGAUGGUCAAUGGACGCCUGAAAUUAAUUGAUUUUGGCAUUGCCAGCAACAUAGCCGUCGAUUCGACUAGCAUUAUCAAAUUCAGUCCAGCCGGCACCUUCAACUACAUCAGUCCCGAGGCCCUAACGGAUAUAUCGACCGGUAGCAGUCCGAUGCGUAACAAUCAGCCGAAAAUGAAAAUCUCCACGAAGUCGGAUGUCUGGUCUUUGGGUUGCAUUUUAUAUCUGCUGUUGUACCAGAAGACCCCCUUCGGUCAUAUCAGAAACAUAAACGCCAAAAUGAGCGCGAUUUCCAGUCCCAGCACGAGUAUCGACUAUCCAGCCAUACCGGUCUAUUAUCCAAUCAUGUUGGUGCAUAUGACCAAAAAUUGCCUGCAGCUGGAGCCAAAAAAGCGGCCCUCUUGCGCCGAUUUGCUGCAAUAUCCAUUCCAUAUGGUCAUACCCAUACAAAAUCUGGCAUUGACUGCCAAACGCUGAGGGAAAGAUUUAUACUUACAACAUGUAUACAAUAGUAAUAAUAAAAACCAGUCAAAUGUA